AUGGUGGACAGAAAACGUGGGGCGUCGUCGAGCGAAGCGCCCAGGAAAAUCCGCAAGGGCGCUCAUGCAGAACGACUCAAAAAGGAAGAAGAGGCGGAAUCGCCGGACGUGUCGCCCAGCCCGAAGCCUGAGGAUGUGAAGAUCAAAUCUGAAGACGAACAGGAAGAAGAGGAGGACAACGACGAGGACAACGACGAGUCUUUCACAGAAAAGGAAAACGGCGAAGCCAAAGAAGAUGAUGAGGAGAACGACAACGACGACGAGAAUGAAAACGAAAACGACAAUGAAAACGAGAACGACAACGAAAACGACAAUGAACAAGAGAAUGGCGACGAGGACGAAGACGAAGACGAAAAGAGGCGAAUAACCACCUUCAACUUUGAUGGCGUCGAGUACUCCUUCAAGGAGAGACCUUCGGUGCUCGAGGAACGCGACGGUAAGAUCGAGUUCCGUGUGGUAAACAACGACAACACGCGAGAGAACCUAAUAGUGCUUACCGGGCUCAAAAACAUCUUCCAGAAACAAUUGCCCAAGAUGCCUAGAGAGUACAUUCUGCGUUUGGUGUACGACAGAUCCCAUUUAUCCAUGGCGGUGGUGCGUAAACCGCUCACUGUGGUUGGAGGAAUCACUUAUAGACCGUUCGACAAGCGGGGUUUUGCCGAAAUCGUGUUCUGUGCCAUUUCUUCCACAGAGCAGGUCCGUGGUUACGGUGCCCACUUGAUGAACCACCUCAAGGACUACGUCAGAGCAACCUCUCCCGUCAAAUACUUCCUCACCUACGCCGAUAACUACGCCAUCGGGUACUUCAAGAAGCAGGGCUUCACCAAAGAAAUCACCCUAGACAAGCUGGUGUGGAUGGGAUACAUCAAGGACUACGAAGGCGGUACGCUUAUGCAGUGUGCUAUGCUACCUAGCCGGUUGCGUUAUCUAGAUCUGGGGAAGAUUCUCCUUCUUCAGAAAGCGGCGAUCGAGAAAAAGAUCAAAAUGCGGUCCAAGUCCCACAUUGUCCGUACCGGUCUCCGUGUUUUCAAAAAUGCCGGACCAAACUUCAAGCUUCUGGCGAAAGACAUCCCUGGUCUUCUAGAAAGUGGAUGGCUGGAAGAAAUGGACAAGAUAGCACAGAAGCCCAAGCGUGGGCCCCACUACAAUUUCAUGAUGACUCUUCUCCAGGAGCUCACAAACCAUCCAUCUGCCUGGCCAUUCGCUGUUCCCGUCAACAAGGAAGAAGUGGGUGAUUACUAUGAUGUAAUCAAGGAACCCAUGGAUCUCAGUACCAUGGAGCUGAAGCUUGAAAACGAUAAGUACGAGUCGUUUGAGCAGUUCAUCUACGACUGCCGUCUAAUUUUCAACAACUGCAGGUCGUACAACGCCGAAACGACCACAUACUACAAAAACGCCACAAAGCUUGAAAAGUUCCUCAAUAAGAAGAUCAAGGAGAGUGCUGAUUAUUCGCACUACUUGGACUAA
This is a messenger RNA of Candidozyma pseudohaemuli, 1467 nucleotides long. It is a transcript of the gene GCN5, whose product is annotated as histone acetyltransferase. Gene Ontology annotation, biological process: positive regulation of transcription by RNA polymerase II; chromatin remodeling. NCBI's taxonomy places the organism in Eukaryota, Fungi, Ascomycota, Pichiomycetes, Serinales, Metschnikowiaceae. The record is from RefSeq and is a predicted model, not a curated record. The transcript has a single exon. Bases 1 to 1467 code for a protein of 488 amino acids. Gene Ontology annotation, cellular component: histone acetyltransferase complex. Gene Ontology annotation, molecular function: histone H3 acetyltransferase activity; protein binding.